GCGGCAGCGUGGGGCGGGGCCAGACCAUGGGGAGUGAGUCGCCGCCACCUCCCAGCCACUGCUGCGCUGGCUGCAGACACAGGCAGGCAACCAUGAAGCUGUCUCUCCUGCCCUGGGCCCUGCUGCUGCUGGUGACAGCCCCUGGACCAGGCCGCCGGCCUGCAGCAGGUGCCCAGGGAAGCUGCUCCCACCGUUGUGGAGGCCAGGAUGGGCCGUGCUCCUGCCACCCGACCUGCUUCGGCCUGGCCAGCUGCUGCUCGGACAUUCAGGACUUCUGCCUGGAGAUCUUGCCCUACUCGGGCUCCAUCAUGGGUGGCAAGGAUUUUGUGGUGCAGCAUCUCAACUGGUCCAACCCCACUGACAGCGUGAUCUGCAGCUUUAAGGAGAGCAUCCAGACCCGUGGCUUCGUGGACUCCUCCGGACGAGUGCACUGUGUGUCACCCUUGCUCUACGAGACCGGCCGCAUCCCCUUCAUGCUCUCCAUGGACAAUGGCCGCUCCUUCCCACGCUCAGGCACCUGGCUGGCUGUGCACCCCAGUAAAGUGUCAGAGUCCGAAAAGAGCCAGCUGGUGAACGAGACCCACUGGCAAUACUACGGCACCACCAGCACUCAGGGUAACCUCACCCUGACCUGGAACACCUUGGCUCUGCCCACGAACUCCAUCACCGUAGAGCUGUGGGGCUACGAGGAGACAGGGAAGCCGUACUCCCAGGAGUGGACGGCAGCGUGGUCGUACCUGUACUCCUUGGCCACAAACAUCACCAACUCUGGCUCCUUCACCUUCACACCAAAACCUGCACCUCAAAACUACCAGAGGUGGAAAGUGGGUGCCCUUCGCAUUGUCAACAGCAAACACCACGCAGGGGAGAAGGACGUGCACGCACUCUGGAGCAACGAGCACGCGCUGGCCUGGCACCUGGGCGAUGACUUCCGGGCAGACCCUGUGGCGUGGGCCCGAGCUCAGUGCCUGGCCUGGGAGGAGCUGGAGGACCAGCUGCCCAACUUCCUGGAGGAGGUGCCCGACUGCCCCUGCACCCUGGCCCAGGCCCAGGCUGACUCUGGCCGCUUCCAAGCGGACUACGGCUGUGACAUUGAGCAUGGCAGCGUGUGCACCUAUCACCCAGGGGCUGUACACUGCGUUCGCUCCGUGCAAGCCAGCCCCCUAUAUGGCUCAGGCCAGCAGUGCUGCUACACGGCGGUGGGCACACAGCUCCUGACAGCCGACUCCACCAGUGGCAGCACCCCAGACCGCGGCCACGACUGGGGCGCACCCCCAUACCGCGUGCCACCCCGCGUGCCAGGCCUCUCCCACUGGAUCUACGAUGUCAUCAGCUUCUACUAUUGCUGCCUCUGGGCGCCCGAGUGCUCCCGCUACAUGCAGAGGCGGCCCUCCAGAGACUGCCGCAGCUACCAGCCCCCGCGCGUGGCCUCCGCUUUCGGGGACCCACACUUUGUCACCUUCGAUGACACCAACUUCACAUUCAACGGACACGGCGAGUACGUGCUGCUGGAGGCCUCUGGGACCGACCUGAGGGUGCAGGCACGGGCCCAGACCAGGAUGACGCCCGAGGGCUCUCAGGACCGAGGCACAGGGCUGACUGCUGUGGCUGUCCAGGAGGGCAACUCAGAUGUGGUAGAGGUCCGGCUGAGGGAUGGGGCCGGGACCCUGCAGGUGCUGCUGAACCAGGAGGUGCUCAGCUUCAAGGAGCAAAGCUGGAUGGACCUGAAGGGCAUGUUUCUGUCAGUAGCUGCUGGGGACAGAGUAUCAGUCAUGCUGUCAUCAGGGGCCAGCCUGGAGGUCAGCCUCCAGGGUCCGUUCCUGAGUGUGGCAGUCCUGCUGCCUAAUAAGUUCCUGACCCACACACGAGGCCUCCUCGGGACACUCAAUGACAACCCCUCAGACGACUUCACCCUGCGUAGCGGCCAGGUCCUGCCCCCCAGUGCCAGCUCCCAAGAACUGUUCCAGUUUGGGGCUGACUGGGCUGUGGAAAACGCCUCCUCCCUGCUCACCUACGACUCCAAGUUCCUGGUGGAAAACUUCCUGCUCCGGCCCAAGCAUGACCCCAAUUUCCUACCCCUCUUCCCCGAGGAGACCACCUCCAGCCCCAGCCAGGCGAGUGAGGCAGCCAAACUGUGUGGGGACAACAAUUUCUGCAACUUCGACGUGGCGGCCACCGGGAGCCUGAGCGUGGGCAAUGCCACGCGGUUGGCCCAUAGGCAGCACCUGCUUCGCGUGCAGAGCCUGGAGCCUGUGGUGUCCUGUGGCUGGCUUGCCCCGCCCUCCAACGGGCACAAGGAGGGCAUGAGGUACUUGGUGGGCUCCACUAUCCACUUCCACUGCGACAGCGGCUACAGCCUGGCCGGGGCCGAGACCAGCACCUGCCAGGCUGAUGGCACCUGGUCUCGGCCCACCCCAACUUGCCAGCCAGGACGGAGCUACGCGGUGCUGCUGGGCGUCAUCUUUGGAGGCCUGGCCGUGGUGGCGGCCCUCGUCGCGCUCGUCUACGUGCUCCUACACCGCAGGAAGAGCAACACGGAGUGGAUUGAGGCUGUGGCAGCGGCAAGGAGGCAGAAAGGGACAAAGAGAUGGAACCAAGGCCAAGCCACGCAGAUGGAGGGAGAGGACUGGGCACAGGAGCAACACCCAACCCGUCCUGUGCGACUGAACUCCGGGCAGAAUGGGAAGUGAUGGAUCUGUAGUGGCGCCCUUCCAGGAGGAGGUACGCCCCUGUGGGAUGUUUGGGGUGAAACAGGAACUCUCAGUGCUCCCAGGACUCAACAUGGGGCAGGACCCCCUCAGGGAGGGUGGCACACCCAGGAGCUGGCAAAGCCAUCCACAGUGGCUGGGGGCUUGUGGGUCUCAAUCGGGGGUGGUUUGGUGACUGGCUGUGGGGGUGGGGUGAUGCUGCAUCUAGCAAGGGGAGGCCAGGGAUGCUGCUCCACCACCUACAGUGCGUGGACAGCGCCGCCGCAAAGAAUGACUCACCCAAAAUGUCAAGAGUGCUGAGGGUGAGAACAUGUUGGAGUUGGGGGCUGGGGAGGGCUUAGGUCUCGCUUCAUCCAGCCUUUUCCUGGCACAGAGGACAAGUUCCAGGACGGGCCUGGGCCAAGGACCCCCAGGAGCCAGGGACAGGUGCCCCCAGGCCACACCCCUGCCUUCCUCCUCACGGGUGGGUCCAGGCAGCCAUGUGCGGAGCCCCAGCAAGUGUCCAGGGGCGGCCUGGAGAAGGCCCAGCCCGUGUCUGGUUUCCCUGGCUCCGUGGUGGUGUGUAUGGAGGG
Messenger RNA from Kogia breviceps (pygmy sperm whale), 3280 nucleotides. The record is from RefSeq and is a predicted model, not a curated record. Lineage: Eukaryota; Metazoa; Chordata; Mammalia; Artiodactyla; Physeteridae.